GCACCUUGAGCAUUUCUGAGCCUGAUAGAUGCCUCGACCAUCUCAUGGCAGCUUUCAAUGUCACCCCCUCUGAUCCUUCAACAUUUAUCCUAAUGGGCAUCCCUGGCCUGGAAGCUGCCCAUGGCUGGAUUUCCAUCCCUUUCUCUAUGUUCUACAUUAUCGGCCUGUUGGGAAAUGUCAUGGUUCUGUUUGUUGUAGGCAAAGAGCGGACCCUGCACAAGCCAAUGUACCUUCUGCUCUGCAUGCUGGCGCUCACAGAUAUCGGCAUGUCUACCUCUGUCAUUCCAAAGGCACUGUAUAUAUUUUGGUUUAAUUUGAAAGGCAUUACUCUGGGUGGCUGCCUCACCCAGAUGUUCUUCCUUCACAUGGUUACUGUAAUGCAGUCAGCCAUCCUUGUGACAAUGGCCUUUGAUCGCUAUGUUGCCAUAUGCAACCCUCUGAGAUACACCACCAUCCUCACCAAUGCGCGAAUAGCUAAGCUAGCGCUUGUGGGUUUGAUAAGAGCUGUUCUCUUCGUUCUGCCCCUGCCCUUUAUCUUGAGCAGGCUGCCAUUCUGUGGCAACCGCAUUAUCCCCCAUACGUACUGCGAGCACAUGGCUGUGGCAAAGAUGUCAUGUGGAGAUAUCACAGUUAACAGGACGUACGGCUUGGUGACAGCAUUUGUUGUCAUUGUGUUAGACCUGAUGCUCAUUGCUCUGUCCUAUGUUCUGAUCAUCAGGGCUGUCCUCAAAAUCUCCUCCAAGAAAGCCCACCAGAAAGCCCUUAACACCUGCACAGCCCACAUCUGUGUGAUGCUGAUGUCUUAUACUCUCUGCCUCUUCUCCUACCUGACACAGAG
Molecule: messenger RNA, 838 nt
Organism: Terrapene triunguis (Three-toed box turtle)
Lineage: Eukaryota; Metazoa; Chordata; Testudines; Emydidae
Product: olfactory receptor 52E4-like
Exons: 1
Biological process (GO): G protein-coupled receptor signaling pathway
Cellular component (GO): membrane
Molecular function (GO): G protein-coupled receptor activity; olfactory receptor activity
Source: RefSeq, a predicted model, not a curated record